Dendroctonus ponderosae (mountain pine beetle) is the source of this 1625-nucleotide messenger RNA. RefSeq names its product inactive pancreatic lipase-related protein 1. NCBI's taxonomy places the organism in Eukaryota, Metazoa, Arthropoda, Insecta, Coleoptera, Curculionidae. The transcript is spliced from 12 exons. The record is from RefSeq and is a predicted model, not a curated record. Gene Ontology annotation, biological process: lipid metabolic process. The coding region runs from base 49 to 1575 and encodes 508 amino acids. Gene Ontology annotation, molecular function: carboxylic ester hydrolase activity; lipase activity.
CCUAAUCAGUGGACUUUUUGUCACUGUCACCCUCCAAUUUUCCAACGAAUGCAUAAACUCAUCAUCCUCCUAGUGUUGAUCCUCGAAUUCGAAAUUAUUGCCGAACCUGAUGAGAAAGAAGAGGAGCAGCAGGAAACUGCCGCCACCACCGAGCCCAGCAUGGAGGCAAAAGAAACUUUCACCAAAUGCUACAAUGAAUUGGGUUGCGUGGCCGCAAACGAGGGCUGGUUUCACGACAAAUUCCGCCCGAUUAAUCUAAAGCCUUUGGAUCGGCAGGUCAUCCAAACCGAAUUUGUGCUAUUAAGAAGAAACGGCACCCGACAAGUGAACGCCAUCUUUGGCCAAGUGGUUACUACCAACAGGGAAUCCAUCGAAAGUGCCGGAUAUGUUAAAGGCAAAUUUCUCUUUGUGCUCGUUCACGAUUUCACCAGCAGCGGCUACAGCGGCUGGAUAAAGCACAUAUCCAGAGUGCUAAAAGCCCGGACGAAAGGAUGCAACAUAUUAUCGGUUGAUUGGCAUGCUGGAUCUGGUCCCCCUUACGAUCAAGCCAUCGCAAAUGCCCGCGUCGUUGCAUUAGAAAUCGCCUCUAUGUUAAAUUUUCUAAAAGCGAAUCACGAGCUGACGUUCCAGCAGGUUCAUCUGAUUGGACAUGGAGUGGGAGCCCACAUUGCUGGAUAUGUGGGAAAGAGUCUGAAGCCUCAUAAAAUAAUAGGAUUAGAUCCAAGUGGUCGUCGAUUCGAUGGUAUGCCCAGCCCAGUACGACUAGACCACACAGACGCCGAAUAUGUCGAAGUUUUACACACAGAUGCGAUGGAUUAUACCAGCCAAGGGGCUAAAGACAUCUUGGGACACACAGACUUCUUCAUCAACAACGCGGAGGCUCAGCCAGGAUGUCCAGUGGACCAAACGAGUUACGACUUGCUAGCCCUCACAAGAGCCAUGUUGAACCAGGGCGAGGUCAUGCCAGGCUGCAGUCAUAAAAGGGCCUAUAAGUACUAUAUUGAGUCGCUGGAGAUUGAGGAAUGCACUUUUUUGGGCAUCAAGUGCCAAAGCUAUGCGGAUUUCAGGCAGGGCAAAUGCACAACGUGUGGCCACAACUGCAGGACCUUUGGAUUGGUCUCCUACUCAGAGCCUAACAAUGGCUCCUAUUUCCUCCAGACCGACUCGACGAAGCCCUACUGCUUGUUUCAGUACAGGGUGAAUGUGUCGAUCAAAGGGACCAAGUCCACCUUCUUUGGCUCUUUUGAAUUCUUCCUAAUCGAUAAGUUCCAUUUUAUCACCACGUCCUCCAUGAUGGAGCCCAGGGAAUUCCUUGCUGGGGAAAGCAACAGUUUUGUUUUCUAUUCGGGGGUGCCGGAAAUGGCCAGGAUCAUCAACGCGAAAAUUGGCUGGAAGGAGAAGCCAAACGCCUUCUGCUUCGUCCACUGCAAGCAGGCCAUUGAUGUGGAGAGAGUCACCAUACAGAGCAUCAACAGCAACACGAAAUAUUCUCAGCAGGUUUCUCUCUGUCCAAAGGACGGGAUGACGGAAAUUCAGAACGGGGAUUUCCAAGAGUUCGAGGUGUGCAAGAAAUGAGUUUAUUUUCCACUAAGUCGUAAAGUAAUAUACAAUUGAUUUKCCCACAA